Hyaloperonospora brassicae is the source of this 588-nucleotide messenger RNA. The record is from the annotation of a GenBank genome assembly. NCBI's taxonomy places the organism in Eukaryota, Oomycota, Peronosporomycetes, Peronosporales, Peronosporaceae.
AUGGCACCCCCCGAGCAGGAGCACGCGCUUGAGCACGAGACCGCGGAGGACCACCACCAGGAGCAGGACGCGGACUCGGAUGACGAGAUCCCAGCGCUGGAAGAAGCGCCUGACGCCGUUGACGCCGAGAAGGGCAAACACAACCGGUCGGAGAAGAAGUCGCGCAAAGCGAUGCUGAAGCUCGGCAUGAAACCCGUGGGCGGCAUCAUCCGCGUGACGAUCAAGAAGAACAAGAACAUGCUGUUUGUGAUCUCCAAGCCCGACGUGUUCAAGAGUCCUUCCAGCGAGUCGUACGUGGUCUUUGGCGAGGCCAAGAUCGAGGACCUGAAUGCUCAAGCGCAGUCAAUGGCCGCGCAACAGUUCAAAGCUCCUGCGGCGGACGCUGCAGCUGCCGAUGCUGGCGCUGCGCCUUCGUCUGUCGAGGAAGUGGCUGACGUAGACGAUGACGACGUGGACGACUCGGGCAUUGACGCCAAGGACAUCCAGCUGGUCAUGAGCCAAGCUGGGGUCAGCAAGGGCAAGGCCGUGGCUGCUCUGCGCUCGAACGACAAUGACAUUGUCAAUGCUAUCAUGGAGCUCACGAUGUAG